AUGUCGGGAGUUGACAGUCAUGUUCCGACGUUCGCAUCUGUACAGGUAGAAUGGAACUGUUUGCAUGCACCUCGCUGCAAGCACCUCUCUGCAAGUACUUCUCUCAAAGUACCACUUCGCAGGCACCUCUCCGCAAGCACCUCUUCACUAGUACCUCUUUGCAAGUACCUCUUUGCAAGUACCUCUUGGCAAGUACCUCUCCGCAAGUACCUCUCCGCAAGCACCUCUUUGGAAGCACCUCUUCGCAAGUACCUCUUUGCAAGUACCUCCCCGCAAGCACCUCUUUGUAAGUACCUCUUUGCAAGUGCCUCUUCGCAAGUACCCCUCCGCAAAUGGGCCGAAGACUUCUUUCUAAUAAGGACGAUGUCCGCCAACGGCCAGUUGCAUCGCCAUCGUUUUGAGAUGUCCACUUUUUUUUUAACCCCUGCUUUCUUUCAAUUUGCUUGUCACCCCGCUCGAAUCUUGAUCUCUCUUUCUAUGUAUAUCCAUUUAUAG
Molecule: messenger RNA, 495 nt
Organism: Acanthosepion pharaonis
Lineage: Eukaryota; Metazoa; Mollusca; Cephalopoda; Sepiida; Sepiidae
Source: the annotation of a GenBank genome assembly